This is a messenger RNA of Arachis duranensis, 1659 nucleotides long. RefSeq lists its product as uncharacterized. Gene Ontology annotation, cellular component: membrane. The transcript is spliced from 8 exons. Gene Ontology annotation, biological process: protein ubiquitination. Gene Ontology annotation, molecular function: ubiquitin-protein transferase activity; zinc ion binding. Bases 525 to 1334 code for a protein of 269 amino acids. The record is from RefSeq and is a predicted model, not a curated record. Lineage: Eukaryota; Viridiplantae; Streptophyta; Magnoliopsida; Fabales; Fabaceae.
AACGAAAUGAAAACAAGUCUCCAAUCGUGGCGGUCAUGGCCACACACCAUGCACUUUUUUACAGACUCUUUCUCCUUCUCCUUCUCCACUUUUUCUUCCUUUCUGUUUCAAUCAUUUUCUAUAUAGAAAAAAAACAUACUCUCAGCAAAAAUCGCAUCUCCCCUUUUGGAUUUUGAUUUCGACAUUAACCACACUCAAUCUCUUGCUUCCUUCCCAAACUUCAGAUUCCUCUCAGCCUCAAAGCUCCUUUCCUUUUUCUCUCAUCAAUUCUGCGCUCAAAAGCUUAACCCUUUCUUAGCUUUUACAAAAAUGCGAUCCCCUUCUUUUAAGAUUCCCCCAUUUUGUUCUCCUUCUCUCUUUUAACUCUUUCUGUGAGUAAAGUUUUUCACUUUUUGUUCCUUUCUUCCAUUUUUCCCAGCUGGGUCGGUCCGUUGAUCUUCCCCUUUUCCCCUCUUAAAUUUUCUCGAAAGUUGUGAAAGAGAACAAGAGGAUUUAAACUGCAUUGGAGCAUAAGGUGCUCAACUAUGGGGGAUCACUUUGUGUUGCUGGUUGAUCGGUUGCUUACUGAAUCCACAUUGGAAGCUGCUCUUGAAAGCCAAAAUCGUUGGAUGCAGGCUGCAUCCUCAGCCGUGAAUGAUGCACAGGUUGAUCUCUCUUUGAUGAAGACGGGUCUAGGUGAUAUAAAAUCUCCCAGGAAACUUGUAGAAUGCAGGAUAUGUCAUGAUGAAGAUGAAGAUUCUAAUAUGGAGUCACCCUGCUUCUGUUGUGGUAGUUUGAAGUAUGCCCACCGGAGAUGCAUACAACGAUGGUGUAAUGAGAAGGGUGACACCACCUGUGAGAUAUGUCAUCAGCAAUUCAAGCCUGGUUAUACAGCUCCUCCUCCACUGUUUCAAUUUGGACGUAUUCCAAUGAGUUUCAGGGGAAAUUGGGAGAUUUCAAGAAGAGACUUAAAUAGUACUCACUUGGUCAGCAUGGUUUCUACCGAUCAGAAUCUUACCAAUUCCAACUAUGACCAGUAUUCAGCUUCCCCUACUGGAAGUUUGAUAUGCUGCUGUUCGGUCGCUGUCAUUUUCAUGGUUCUACUAAUUUUAAGACACACUCUUCCCCUCCUAAUCAGUGAGAAUAAGGAUUAUUCUUUCCCCCUCUUUAUGCUGCUAUUGUUUCGGAUUGCUGGAAUCGUCCUGCCUAUAUACUUCAUGGUCAGAGCAGUGACAUUGAUCCAGAGACAUCGGCGACAACAUCGAGAUCAUCCCAAUGGCUUGGUCACACUAUCUGAUGAUGAAAAUGAGCACACGGUUUUGCAGCCUCAGCCUCAUGUUAUACGUGUACUGUGAAAAUGCUUUAGCCGUUUGAAGCAAAUGUUGCAUGAAAUGUUGGAUGGAGAGAAGUUCUUUGAUCGAGUUUUCUGAGAAAUACAUUGAAAUUCUAAGGCUCAAAAGUGUUCAUAUCUAUUGGGAAGACUUGGCAAAAGCAAGUUCUACAUAUGCACAAGUUUCUGCUUAUAUAUAUAUCGAGAUUCUUAAUAUCGCAACAAUAUCUUUCAGUGUAUAGAUAGAUAGAAAAUUUAUGUAGAGAAAUUUGCUUGAGUAGAUAACAAUAUCAAAGAUGGAUUUCUUGUACAUAUCGCAAUGAAAACAGGCUUAUUUUCAGAUUUUUAUA